CAAGCAGUUCGCUGCUAGAGUGGUUUGCCUUUCCAGACAAUCAGGUUUUCUGGUGCUCAGUGCCGCAGCAGAGGUCGGCUCUUUGCGGUUCGAUCGAUUCACUAUGCCCCGUUCUAGAAUAAAUAUUGCCGAAUCCAACGAUGAACAAGGCGUUGCGGUUUUUGAGGAAGAUAUCAAACCCAAAAGUCGACGUUCCAGCGCAAUAGUCGAUUCCGACAGCGAAGACGGAGACGAUGACGAUGCGGUGAGGAUGUUCAGUUCACAAGCUCCCGAGAUGUCCCAAGACAUCCGACCCGCCAGAGAUACGGAAAAGUCGAACCUUCUCAACCUCGGCGAAGAAGCUCGUGAAAAAGUAUUGACGGAUCUGUUGCGUCUUUGUUUGUUCAAGGCGCUGGCGGGCCAACCCAUCAAUCGUUCCGACUGUGCGAAAGAAGCCGGUCUCACAGACUCACGUAUUUCGAACGCCGCGUUCGAAGAAGUGAAUAUCCGUCUCCGUAACAUUUUCGACUUUGAACUCAAGCGAAUCCCCGCUUGGAUGGAACGCAUGAAAAACAUUCCAAACCGUUUCAAGGAUCGCUAUUACGCGAUCAAUGUGCUCGAAGACGACAGCGACAACGGUGCUCACAGCAAAACUAUUCAUUCGAUUCACAAAAGCGCGGCCGUUGAAAAGGGCCUUCUCAUGGUCGUGCUUGCUUUGACAUAUUGUAAGGGCGAGCCCACAAAUGAUGGAUCGCGAUGGAUAUUGGACAAGGACCUCUAUCACCUACUUCAUAAGAUUGACGAGAAUAUACACCCGGAUCCGCCCGUGCCGGGCUCCAAAAGGAAUCGUGGCACCGAAAACAAGGAUGGCGGCGAAGGAAUGACCCCAGAUGUAGAUAUUGUUCUCGCUCGUUUUGUCGAUAUGGAUUAUCUGAUUCGGGAAAAGGCUACGAAACAACAAAUGGAUGUUUGCAGCAAUGCCGAAGACACUUCGUUCUUUUUCUGUAUGGGACCACGUGCGGUGAUGGAAAUAGGGCGCAGGCAAGUCAUUUACUUUUGUGCAGAGAUUCUGGACGAAGAGCCGGAUCCGACUAUGUUGGCCGAAUUGGAACAUACCGAAGGGGUAGAAGAUGUCCCAAUGACGGCAUAA
Messenger RNA from Phaeodactylum tricornutum CCAP 1055/1, 1129 nucleotides. RefSeq lists its product with no specific name. The transcript has a single exon. The record is from RefSeq and is a predicted model, not a curated record. The coding region runs from base 104 to 1129 and encodes 341 amino acids. Gene Ontology annotation, cellular component: nucleus. NCBI's taxonomy places the organism in Eukaryota, Bacillariophyta, Bacillariophyceae, Surirellales, Neidiaceae.